UACUACAUAUGUAUAUUUACCACCAUAUAUACACACAGAUGUUUAGGAGAAAUAGCCACACUCGAUUCCUCACACCCCCGCUAUUGAAAACCUUCUCGUCCUUUUAUAAUCCCUCCACCUAAAGCCCCCACUCGUUCACUCUCUCUCAACGUCUGACUCGUGCACGGGACUCUUCACUAUUCUCAGGCAGCACAACUUGAACUCGAAUCAGUGAGUUUCAGCUCGAGCCGGCGAGCGGUUGUGCAUGUCUUUCCCCAUCACAACCAAUUCUCAUUUUGACGUUUCGUUUCCCAUGUCAAUUUUCCAUCCCGAAAAAAUUUGAAAACUUCCCUCAAAAAAAAAAAAAAAAACAAUUCCACUCGCCAAGGAUUAUUCAAAACAAAAACUACAAAACACAUCUCAAAGGAUUAAAAAAAGCAAGGAAGUGUAAAUAAAGUGAGUGAUUCUUCCCAGUGGAUUAUACAAUAUUUUUGGAUAUUUCGGAUUUUUUGCAUCUUCAGUGUUUUUGGGUGAUGAUCGCUUAGCCUUCAGUUUGCAGUCGGUUAACUGUUGGUUUGAAAAAAGUUGAUAUCAGAUAGUUGAUAUCAGUUUGCUAUCAGAUCGCCAUCAGUUUGCUAUCAGUUAGCAAUCACUUUGCUGGCAGGUAGCCAUCAAUUUGUUAUCGUUUAGCCAUCAGUUUGCUAUUUAGUUAGCAAUCAGUUGCCUUCAGUUUGCUAUUAGUUAUCAAUCACUUGACAAUCGGUUUGCAAUUAGCUAACAAUCAGCUUGCAAGCAAUCAGUUUGCAGUCAGUUAAGAAUCAGUUUGCAAUCAUUUAGCAAUCAGCUUGCAAGCAAUUAGCAAUCAGUUAACAAUCAGUUUGCAAGCAGUCAACAAUUAGCGAACAAUUAGUGAAUAUCUAUAAUCAUAGUCGGUUAAAAAGUUGUUCAGUGAUUAUUGUCGAGCACAUACGGAAAAUUAAUUAAUAAUCAGGAGUUACUUACAAAAAUCAGUGAUCUAAUUCGUCUUAAGUGAAUUCUUCAAUUCUUUCAAUUCCAAAAAACAAAUCAAAAACAACUCACCGAAAAGUGAUCAAUUAAAUUCUUCGCCUAUCCAAUCAAAAAAUUUUCUUCUCCCUUGGGGCAAAAAUUUCGCAAUUCUCUGUGUAUAUUUUCGAAGCGCAAUAUACAGAGAGGAUAGGAAACCGGCAGCUCAACCCGGAGACUUCAACGCCUGUGUGUGGUCCUUCUUGCUGCUGCGGAACCCGCGAGUCCGGUGGAUCUCCUCUCGAUCGAGAGACCUUGGGCGUACGUAGUUGGUUAUUUCGUUCUCGAGGUUGAGAGAUCGAGGAUACACAAGGCGAAGCCAGAAGAAGUAGACGAAGAAGAAGAAGAAGAAAAAGUAAGAGGACAAGAAAGAGGGAAAUGGAGUGAAGCGAGUUCUAAAGAGCCUUUUUCAAACCACAUGAGAGAAAGUCCCUUUUUCGCGACAGAAAAAAAACAUAAUAAUGAACUCUUCAUAAACAAGAAAAAAAUGAACUCUUGAUAAACAGGAAAACAAAAGGAAAAAGAAAUAAGAAAAGAACUCUUCGUUAAAAGAAAUAAUGAACUCUUCGUGAACAAAACAAUAAUGAACUCUUCGUAAACAAAUCAAUAAUGAAUAGUUUUCUAUUUUACGAAUAGUUAUUCGUAAAGAAAAUCAAUUUUUGGGAGGAUGUCACUCCCGAAAUUUUCCUCUUCUUCAAAUAAACGAUGACGAAAGUUUAUUUGAGGAUUUUUUACCGCAGGAGGAAAUAAUCACCGCACGUGUGUGUUUUCUUCACGCUAUUCGCUCCAAAAGUGUAUUCUAACAGUUUCACGUUUUAGUGCGUAUCGUUCUAAUAUUAUAUUUCUAUAACAUAAAUUCUAAAUAUAUACUUUUUCGUUUGGAAAUUUUUAAAUUCGAGAAUUUUCAAGUGCUUUAUAUACGUGAACAAGUGAUUUGAACGGAAACAAAGUGCGAUUUUAUAUUAAAGGAAAACAAAAAUUCCUGGAUUAUUGUCAAAUGCAGUUUGCCGAACCGAAUAAGACAUGAGUGUGACAGUGAGCGGUGCAAGUGCAACAAGUACAAAUAGUGUAAAUCCGAGUGUAAACGACAUGGACUGGUUCGCCGGUGUUGCAGAGGAGGAGUUGUUGUAUUAUACAGGGAGUAGUAAUGACGUAGAUUCCUUAUGGGCUGUGAUAGGAAGUUUCGUUCCACCUCCACCCAGACCGCCUUAUCUACCGGAAGAGGGAAUCGCAACCGACGGACUAACCACCUGUGACCUUUGUUCCUGGGCAUUAAGAAACGACAGGCAUUCAUUUUCUCUAGACGGUACACUAGAGGCACCUGGCGAACUUGGAUGGGUCCUGACCUUGGUGAUCGUAUCUCUAGUGUCAGCGGGUAUCGGCGCUGUCGUCAUGGUCACGCUUCUUCACUGUCGAAGACUGAAGAGUGCCGGCAGCAGAGCGAGUUGCUGUGGCAUUGGAGUUGAAGAUGCAACGAACCAAGAAUCCGGGAAUCCAGGUGGCGGAGGCGCAGGUGGUGGUGGCGUUUCCGUGAUACCUGAUAGACCGCCACUUGAGCUAGAUAAAUUACCACCUUAUCAUGAUGUCGCGCCAAGUCCUGGUCCAGGUCAUAAUGUGUGGUCGUGGUUGGGAUCGAGACGCGGUGGCGGAGCACCAGGAGUUGUCGCGGCACCUCUCUCUCUCCCGCAGCAUCGAAGAGCAAUUAAUCUACCGGUUGAAAAUCAUUACACCCAUAUGCAGACGGAUGAAGCUCUCUAUGCCGAACUUGAUUCCCAAGCUGCAAGUUAUGCCAGCGAUCUACAAUUACAAUUACGAGGAAGUUCCACAUACGGGACAACUUCCGCUGGUCAAGAUGAUGAGUACCAUGAAUUGGAUGCUGCAAGACUGCAUCGGCAUUAUGGAGCCGGAAAUAAUGACAGCACUCUUCCCCGAGAUGGCCUUCGCACUCGACACAGUCAAAGGAUACAAGAGCCAGAUUACGAGAUGUACGAAAAUGGACCAAGUUCACCAACAUCUCCGAAUCAUCACCACCACCAUCUCCAUCAUCACCAUCACCAUCAUCAUUCGCCAUUGCGAAUCGAAGGCGUACCUGGCGAACAUCCAUCCUAUCAAAACACGGCCUACACGGGAAGUGAUGCUGAGCCCGAUGGACCAACGUUAAGUAGUGCACCGAGCAGUGCCUAUUACAGUGAUCUUAGUUCAAAUUCAACGAAUCAACAAAUAUCACCGCCAAUAACGACGUCGACAACAACGUCGACAACAACAACGACAACACUCACUCUAAAUCCACAGACACUAGAAACACCACAUUUCAGGUUAGCUGCAAUUAACGAGACCACAGUGCCAUCGGAUUAUAUUUAAAACCGAAAAAGAAGAAGAAUGAAAAACUCUCUACUCUAUAUAACACAAAAUAGUCUAUAGAAAAGCAGAAUUCAAUCUUAUCCAAACGAAUAAUCACUUCCUUCUUUCUGUCUCAAAGAAAGAAAGUAAGCGAACAAUUUUCACUUUGAAAUAAAUGUCGUUCACAUAAAAGACGCUAGUUGGACGCGCGAGAAUGUGUGAUCCCGAUCAAGGAUCAGGUUCUACAUCUAAUGUCACCACUUAGAGAUCAAGGAACUAAGUCACGGACUCGAACACGGCACCCAAAGAUCAUUUCUAGGAUCAAGCUUGUUCGUAUUUUUCUAUAUUAUAAAAAAAAUAAAUAUAUAUAUAUUAUACAAUUAACAUAUAUAGAAGAAAUUGUAAAUAAAAAAAAUAUUCUAAACUAUCAAACAAAGUUUGUAUUGUGUAUAAAAAAAGAGAUUAUAUUCUCGAAAAUAUGAAUGUAAAAAAAAUUUAAAUUAUUCGUUAUAAUAAUGUGUGCAUGUGAGUAUUUGUGAAACUAUUGUGUGUUAACUUGUGUUUGUAGCUUUUACCAGACUGUUGGUAUAGUAUUCUAUUUCUUAAUUUAUAAACAAAAUGAGGCACUGAAGAUUUUUAAGAAUGAUUUUCAGAAAAUCCAAAAAUUACAAAAAUUAUACAAACGAAAAUUAUUUUUCUGUUAAAAACAAAUUGACUUUUCAAGCUAUAUAUAUAAUUUUCUCAUUAUGAAUAAAUCGAUAAAUCACUUGAUAUUUACUUGUUUUUUAAUACACACUUUAUCACCCGUAAAAUAAGUUUUGCAUUCCGCGACCGUUAUAAUUACAAGUUGACAAAAACAAUCGUGUAGUCAAAAAACCGUUUCGAAUCAUUCAACUCUGAAGCGCAAUUAUACCAUCACUAAUUACACCAUUAUCACCCGAUUCUUUUAUUAUUUAUUUUUAGACUAAAAUACUUGACCCAAGGAAAAAAUUAGAGAAAAAAAACAAAGAGUAAAAAUGACAAAUAU
Molecule: messenger RNA, 4390 nt
Organism: Leptopilina heterotoma
Lineage: Eukaryota; Metazoa; Arthropoda; Insecta; Hymenoptera; Figitidae
Exons: 7
Coding region: 2047-3384 (445 amino acids)
Source: RefSeq, a predicted model, not a curated record